CUCAUUUUGGAGCUGUUAGGUGGAAUAUUCCUUAUCUUAGGAAGAAGCCGUUUUCCCCUGUCUGCUUUCAUGGUCGAUUUUUAUUGUGUCCCUUCUGAUGACAUUGAUGUGAUAUUUUUUUUGAGUUGGUUGCCAACCUGAUGUAGCCGUUGUCCUGUCAGAAAAUGAUGACCGGCCAUGAUAAAAAUAAUUGGGAGUAGUUCUAUCGGAAUACCAAAAUAAUACUCCCUCUGCCUGAAUGAGAAAUGGUAUAGCUGUCUCAGAGAUAUUAAUAGUCAUAAGGUGUUGACCGGAACGGGUGUUUCUGUUCAAUGUAACUUUCUUUAACACAGAACACUAGUUGCAGUUACACAGAAGAUUUACGGAUUUGCAAUGUAGGAUUCGUAUCUGAGCACAAUGAAAAGUGGUGAAAUGUGGACUAUUCUUGAGACAAUGUGAGUUUGUUUAUAAUGCUACAGAUUGGUAAUGAAUUUAGAAUAGCUCUGGUUGAAGAAAAUAUGUAUGCCUGGUUAGCAAAGGUUAUUUGAUUGUACUUAUGAAGUAGAUAAAAUUAAGCCUAAAGCAGUUUGAAACAAAUUAAUCUAGAAAUCAUCUGAGCAUUUGUUUAAACUUUCUAGCUUCAUGCGGGAGAAGAAAGAGGAUUUUGAGUCAUGAUGAUUCUUUUAAAUCUUUCAAAAGUGUGAUUAGGGAAAGGCUGUGACAGCUGACUAAACUGUUCAGAAAAAAGUUUAGUUAGCAGCUGGUUUUAUCAAUGUGUAACUUAUUGGAACAUAAACUUCUUUUUGGUUACUGGGGGACAGUCAUUCUAUUAUUAUAGAUAUUGUUAUGGACUAAUACAUGUUUCUGGAACUUCCUUUCUCAUACAGAAGAGCAAUUUAUUAUAUUUUUUUGUAUUGUAAUCGCAAUGUCCCUGUUGUCCCUUUUUUCAGCAUUAUGAGUCAAUGGGAAAUGGUUUUGAUAUCAAGAAAGGGACUUCUCCAUCUUUUAGCCGGCAUAAAAAGUUGCAAUGUUAUUGUUGUGGAGUUACUUUUAAUACAAUAAAAAGAGAUAAGAUACAUUCUUGGUUCUGUAGAUGUAGAACACUAAUUCAUUGAUUUGGCAAUCGUAUACUUAUGUAGAUGAGUAAAUAUUAAUCUUCUUGGCAACCUAAUGGUCUUAAUUCCAUGAAUGACAAAGCUUGCAGAUGUCUGGCUGCAAGUGGUCUUUUCGUUGGUUGUAAUUGUUGCUUCAUACACUAUUGAUAUGAUGCUGAUCUACCUUUUGGAUAGGUGGUUGCCAUUACUGUAUUUUGCUUGCUGGUGGUUGCGUUUUAUGCGUUCUUUGCUCCUUUUCUUGGUGGCCAAGUUUGGGAAUAUAUCUCAAUUGCUGCUUAUUCUCCUGUGGCGCUUCUUGUAUUUGUUCUAUAUGUUCGGUGUACUGCAAUUAACCCUGCAGAUCCUGGAAUCAUGGGAAGAUUUCAUCCUGAAUGGAGAACUAACCCCAGCAUUGGCCAUGGUCUAUCUGCUCGGGAUCUAACAAGUAAAAAAUACGAUGAAAAUAGUGUUGGGGCACGUUCUUCCCUCUCAUCUGCUUCUAGAAAUUCUAUUCCUGCUGCUAACUCAAGCAGGAAGGCUUCAUUGGAAGCUGGGAGUACCAAUGCUCAAGUCUCAUCUCAGGGUAGGAAGUUAUCUUGCUGGCAUCCUGGAGAAAUCCUCUGUGCAAUUUUUGUUCUCGAAGAUUGCCGAAAGCCAGAUGAAACAGGUUACCAGGAAGGUACAGGUGAAGAUGCACUAUUCUGCACUCUGUGCGAUGCUGAGGUCCGCAAAUUCAGUAAACACUGUAGAAGUUGUGAUAAAUGUGUUGAUGGAUUUGAUCAUCAUUGUCGGGUUGGCUACCUUGUUAUCCUUAUGUUCUUUGUACUUGAAUUAGAGUUGAUGUACCUAUUCUCAUUGCUGAAAAACUCUUUUCAUGUUUCAAUUUCAGUGGCUAAACAACUGUGUUGGUAGGAAAAAUUAUGUAACCUUUAUAUCACUCAUGGCUUUCAGUCUCCUUUGGCUUGUAAUUGAGGCUGCAGUUGGCAUUGCUGUUUUUGUGCGUUGUUUUGUUAAUAAGAAGAAUAUGGAAGCUGAAAUUGUUGAUAGACUUGGAAAUGGUUUCUCUCUUGCCCCGUUUGCCACUGUUGUGGCUGUCUGUACAGUUGUUUCAAUGCUAGCUUGUUUUCCCUUGGCCGAGCUUUUCUUUUUUCACAUGAUACUGAUAAGAAAGGGUAUUACGACAUAUGAGUAUGUAGUGGCAAUGAGGGCUAUGAGCGAGGCGCCAGCAGGGGCAUCUAUGGAUGAGGAGCUGCCCAAUAUUAUGUAUUCCCCUACUGGCUCUGCUACUACAGGAUUUAGCGGUGGGAGCUCUUUAGGGUUGCAAUACAAAGGGGCAUGGUGCACCCCUCCAAGGGUUUUUGUUGAUUAUCAGGAAGAAGUUGCUCCACAAUUAGAACCUGGAAUGGUCCCAUCAACUAUUGACCCAGAUGCAGUUGCAUUUGGGGACAAGGGAAACAAGGCACCCAAGAGGUCUGUUCGAAUUAGUGCCUGGAAGCUUGCAAAGUUAGACUCCAAUGAGGCUGCAAAAGCAGCAGCAAAAGCCAGAGCAUCUUCGUCUGUACUGCGACCUCUUGAUAACCGUCGUCUAGCAGAUGCUGAAAUGAGCUCAAGUGGGAAUCUUAGUGUCCGAAGCAGUAUUAGUGCUGACACUGGAGUAAACAAAGAUAACAGAAGUGAACUUAGGCUAUCACCUUUGAGAAACUCAGUUGCGCCCAGUCAAGGUAGUCGGGAUGAGUAUGAAACUGGCACGCAGAGUGUGAGUAGCUUCAGUAGUCCAAGCCAUGUUCAUGAGUCAGUGACCCUGAGCCCUCUUCCUCAAGCCCAUCGAAUGGGCCAACUUAACAUGGGGAAUUCAGUAUCCAGCCGUGUUCCGGAUCAUCCAUUGGCUCCUAGAGCUCCUUUACCGCGUAUUGCUGACCCAGUGGUACUUCCUUCAUCAGGGUUUGAUGCAAAUAUUACUCAAAAGGGAAGUUCUUCGGACCCAUUGCUGCUUACAGCCGCUGCACCUACGGCUCCAUUUCUUAGAGAUGUUAAGAGGACAUCUGUUGUGUGGGACCAAGAAGCUGGUAGAUACGUAUCUGUCCCUGUAACGGCUUCAGAGACUCGAACACGAUCAUUUCUUCCUGGGGGAUCAAGUGGAGGUGCUGGGUUAGGUUACAAUGACAAAAGGCCUGUUGCUCAGCCUGCGCCGCCGGUUGUACCAUCACAACCUGCAGCGAAGCUUCCAAAUCAGCAAUCAGAUAAGCUAUUGUAUUCAGGGGAGUCCAUAUUUUUUGGUGGGCCACUUUUGAGUGGUCCAAUGAGGAAUGCGCUGAAAAAUGAUAAAGGCUCGGAUAGAAGAGAUGGUCAAGACCGACUUCCCUUCAGUAUUCCAAAAGACUCUAGGUACAAAAGGGAUUCUGCCUCAAACCAGCUACCCGUAUUCAUUCCUGGAGAUUUUGACCCUAAUCCUCCAUCUGGAUCAGGUGUGAAGUAGCUUGUACACUGAGAACUUCUGUUAACAUUUUCUUGCAUCUUCGUAUGCCGAUGAUGAUCUAAGGUCGGCAGAUAUGGAAAUGGAAGUAGGAGAAACCUCAAAUGGGAAUGAGAUGUUUGUUUCCUAUGGAACCUCGCAGACCAUAGCAGCUAUUGCUUCAUCUGAGAGCAAGGUUCCAGUGGUUUCUUGUCGUAUGCAAGAUCUCUUGGAACACGUCAGAGGCAUCGAUGAAUUCCAGAUGAGACAAGGGGUGAGGAACUCACCAAACUAAAUCAAACCUUGUUUUUGUAUUUAAGAUUGAGCUGCGUAGAUAGUAAAUAGAAUCGAAGAGAUCCGGAAAACCUCAUGUCCUCUGGAUUCACUCGGUUUUGAGUUCAUUUUCCUAAACAGGAUAUCGAUUUUACCACAGAUUAGUUCCUUGCAAAACUGCCAUACUACCGACAGGUGUAGCACGUGAUUCAUUAAAGCUAAACGUGGUGCUAAUAAACUUGGGUAGGAUACUAAACCCACAUUUCUUAAGCUCUUCAUUUGCAAUGUUUCUCAGAGGACUUGGAAUUGAGAUCAGUGUUCUUAUUCUUCAAUAACAACCUAUGUCGCCCAAUGUUACCAUGUUUUCUCAGAUCAUAAGAGGCCCUGCGGAUUUUGG
This is a messenger RNA of Oldenlandia corymbosa var. corymbosa, 4195 nucleotides long. Lineage: Eukaryota; Viridiplantae; Streptophyta; Magnoliopsida; Gentianales; Rubiaceae. The record is from the annotation of a GenBank genome assembly.